Messenger RNA from Dreissena polymorpha, 2319 nucleotides. Its product is annotated as mucin-5AC-like. Bases 18 to 1592 code for a protein of 524 amino acids. NCBI's taxonomy places the organism in Eukaryota, Metazoa, Mollusca, Bivalvia, Myida, Dreissenidae. The transcript has 6 exons. The record is from RefSeq and is a predicted model, not a curated record.
ACGGAAAUCACUUUGGAAUGAUUCAUUCGGUCGAUGUAAACACCAGAGCGCAACUGUGUCAGUCAUUAAACCUCAAACUUUCGAACAACAUGUGGGGACAAUUGAUCAUCGCUUUAGCCUGUGCGUCGAAGGUUUUAGCGCAAGACUGUGUGAUCCCAUCCGGUUCGCAGUUCAGCAGGGCUACUUACCGUCCGUAUCACGUCGGGCGAAAGACCUUCUACAACGCCGGAGAGCGGCUUAUUGUCGGCACGAAGAUCAGGGUGGUAUGUAACAAGGACCGUCAAGGAGAUGCUGUUUUAAAGGUCAGCAAUCAUGUAUGCAGCGCCGGAAAUUGGAAUCAACCACUUCCGGUUUGCCAAGAAUAUAAACGAUGCAUAGCGCCCCCUAGGGUUGAGAAUGCCACAGCGUCCGAAAGAAUCAAUCCCUACAUAACCUUUCCCCACCAGACUGUUGUAACCUACAAAUGUAACGCAGGCUUCGAUAAGCGUGGAAUGACGUCGAAUGUUACGUGCGUUGACGGCGAAUGGACGUCACACGACAUCAUUUGCGAUACAUCCACCACAGCCCCAACAACAACCACAUACACAACAACGACCACACCUAUAACAACCACCACGUCAACAGCAACCACCACACUUUCAGCAACUUCACCUAUAACAACCAAUUCACCGAAAACGACCACUACAUCUACAACAACCACCACACCGUCAACAACCACAAAACCUUUAACAACCACCACACCUAUCACAACCACUACAUCUACAACAACCACCACAUCCACCAUCACAACCACACACAAGGCAACGAUGACGUCGGAGAAAAAAGAGAAUACUGAAAUAACUACUCAAACUAACUCUAAACACUGCGGAGCGCCCCCUAGGGUUGAGAAUGCCGCACUUUCCGAAAGAAUUACGCCCCAUAAAACUUUCCCCCACCAGACUGUUGUCCAUUACAAAUGUAACGCAGGCUUCGUUGAGCGUAGAACCACGUCGUUCGUCAAGUGCGUGGACGGCAAAUGGACGUCAACCGACGACAUUUGCGUUGAUAGAAAAAACGAUGACAUCGGAGAAAAAGAGAAUAUAGAAAUAAUUACUCAAACUAGAAAGUUUGUUGAAAACAGGGUAGAUCAACGUGAUCAAGUGCGCUGCCCACAGUUGAGUGCCAAUUUCACACUGUAUCAAUCGGGUCCAUAUUCAACCGAAACGGGGUCCGAAUAUCCGCUGGCCGACGGUCGGGAAUUUAACAGUGAACUCCCCCAUGGUGCGGCGGUGAAGAUAAAUUGCGGUGACGACGCUUAUCCCACACUAGGAAUUGAAAGGGCAUGGUGUCACAAGGGCCGCUGGUUGCCAAGGGAACCUAUCUGCAAAAAGUACUGCGCCCGACCGGCGUGUGUGGAUCUAAUUGAUGCAAUUACGCAUCUUCCGGUUCCGGAUCUCGUGAUGGACGGGGUCAAUGUCACAUGGACUUGCGCGGAUGGAAGUAAACUGAUGAACUAUUGCAUCGACGGAAGUUGGAGCUUUGGUACCCUAUCGUGUCUGAAAAGUGACAAACUACAGUGUGACGAUAGUUUCGUUGAUAAAAACCGGAAAUAGCUUGCAAACGUCUACACUUUUCUAGAUGUCAAAUAAGUCUAAAUCCUACUCAUUUGAAAUGUUUGAUUUACCGAAGGUUACAUGUGUAUUGAUAGUGAAUAAUUUAGAUUGCGACUCAAAGUAUUCUCAAUCCUGUAAAUAUUUGUUUAACCUGGCUUUUUUCACCUAAGUAAUCUCAUUUGCGUAUACAAUGUUGACCCAAUUGUUUCUAAAAUGUAAAAGGUGAUAAUAUAUCCUCAUGGAAUCAGAGACUAGUUUCCACCUCAUAAAUCUUAUUUGCAGAGAAAGUUUUGACAUGUUAAUGUUCUUAUAUGUAAAAGCACAUAUAUUUAUUCAAAGUUGAAAAAUAAACUGUGAUGCCAAUAAAACCAAAACGCGAUGUUGAAAACAAAAAAUAUACUAUUUUGAAAAGUAUGACUGUAUAUAAGCACACACACAGAGUAACCGUAAUGCACUCACCUAAAAAUAAUUAUGUAUGGUUUACAAUCUAAUCACAGCAACAUGAACGAAAUGGGAUAACCAUGCGUUUGUUUGGUGUGACAAACUGUAGAUAUCUUGUGACAUGGUGAUUGUUUUCAUUAUGAUAAAGACUCGACGACAAACGAAGAGUUCAAUUGAAGAAAAAUGUAUAUUAUUGUAUUAUUGUAUAUAUUUUGUAUCAUUCUGAAUACUACAUAUACUCACACAGUUUGUAUUACACUUUUAUAUUAUACAAUACGGAGAAUUA